This is a messenger RNA of Durusdinium trenchii, 1455 nucleotides long. NCBI's taxonomy places the organism in Eukaryota, Dinophyceae, Suessiales, Symbiodiniaceae. The record is from the annotation of a GenBank genome assembly.
ACUCAAGCCCCGCUCAAUGGACUCAAGAUGUCCGACUGCAAAAGACGAGUCGCUGCGGCAGGAAUUGGGGUUGACGACUGGAGUCGUUUGAAAGCGGGUUUUGAGCUUUCUCACCGCAGGUACCAGUUGGUUGAAAUGCUGGAACGGAGAAGGCACAACUGUUGCUGAAGCAAACCUUGAAAGGGGCAUAACGGGGCAACAUAAUGGACGUUGCAAAGAACAAAUUGCAUUAAGUUCAGAGUAGGUAAGCCCAGCUGGACCAUUUUGGAUAGGGGAUUCUAAUUUUCCAUCAUCAUGGCCCUGACAAAAAUGAUGCAUACUCUGAACUGCAGGCCUUCUCAAGUUCACGUGUUUUUGCCCUGAACUUGCGGCAGAGGCCGUUCGCCAAGGCAUGAGACUCGCAACGAGAGCCCAAGAAAUUGCCGCCGUAGCCAGAUUUUUAUAGGCAGCAACGCUUCUGCCCACCGGAUCAAGGCUCACAGGGCCAUGGAGAAAGCUGAUUUCAACCUCGAUGACCUCAAGGACCCUGAGAGGUUGAAGAUGCUCUUCAUGAAGAGUACGCGAAGACGGAAGCCUUCAAGGUCUGGGGAUGUUUCCUGCUGGUGACCUUUACAGUCUUCAUGCUUUUCUCCAGUGGUGACUUCUCCUUUCUCCUCACCUUGUCAUCCUUGGUGAGUGUCUUUAGCUUCCUCAUGGUCGCACUGAAGAUCGAGGCAGGCAGGAGUUGCAAGGGAGUGUCCCUCCGAAUGAUGGAGUGCUAUCUUGCCAUCUUCUUCUUCCGCCUUUGUGCGAUCGUUCCCUUUGAAGGCUACUUGCCCUUCGACAAGAGCGGCGACUGGUUUUACCAGACCUGCGAGGCCCUAGGCUUCUGCUUGGCCGGGACCAUGGUGUACUUCUGCCGCAUGCGCUAUGCGGCAACCUAUGAUCCCGACACCGACAACUUCCAGCAUCACUGGCUGGCCUUGGGAGCAGCGGGCCUGGCCUUGAUCUUUCAUCCAAACUUGAACAAUUUCCUCCCCUCGGACACCAGCUGGGCCUUUGCCGUUUAUCUGGAAUCGGUGGCUGUUCUUUGCCAGCUCUUCAUGUUCAUGAAGGAAGGCCAGGCGGCUCCCCACACCUCGCACUUCCUGGCGGCGCAGGCCUUGUCGAAGAUCAUGUCCUUCAUUUUCUGGGCUUCCUCCUUCAAUGAGCUCUCGACGAACCCGAACCAUACCAUUAAAGCCUUCGUGGGCAAUUGGGUGGUGUGCACCCAACUGGUACAGCUUUGUGUCAUGGGCGACUUUAUCUAUCACUACAUCCGAUGCAUCCGCCAGGGCAUUCCGGUGUCCCAGCUGCUUUGCUCGGACAACGUGUGACGCGGUCACGGCGGUCACCGCUCCGCAUCGACGGCCGCUGGAGCUUCCGAAGCGUCAUAAAGAGACCGGCGCCGUCACCACGAUGCACAGAAUCCGAAAA